UGUUGGUUAAAUUUUACGCAAGCGCUCCCAAUCCAAUAAACCAUUUCGCCAUGAGAGAAGAAUCUAUGCAUUAAUAAAUUCAUCAGCUGAUGCCAAAACAUGGCCCAAAAUAAUAUCAAAGUCUUGCUCGGAUUUGAAGACGAACUCAUCACUGAAAAGUAUAAAAGCCAAGUUAACUUCACCACCAAUAAAAUUGGAGGAAAACCCGAUUUACCAAGCAACAUCAAGCUUGAACCGCCAAUCUGUCCACUGUGCCAACUGCCAAGACCUUUGGUGGUGCAAGUCUACGCACCUCUGGAGUCUUCACCCUACCACCGGACUUUAUAUUUAUUCGCUUGCAUAAAUCCAAAUUGUUGGAAUCAAAGUGAAAGUUGGAUUUGUAUUCGUGUCCAGUCCCAAGAAAAAUUAAUUGAACAUGAAGAAUCUGCAGCUGUAACUUCCAAAACUAGCGCAACUGAUUGGUGUGCCGAUGCUGAUGAUUGGGAUGAUAACAAUGCUAACAUAAAUGAAGAAAAUGGCAAUUUAAUUAACAACAUUGAACGAGCUUCUGAUGAAGAUGACGAAAGUUGUAGUUUUGAAGAGUCAGUGAGGACGGGACUUGGAAAUUUAACAGUGGACGACAGAAAUGCAAAUAAUGGAGCAUUUGGUGGUGCUGUUGGUCGUUUACAUUCUCCAUCAGCCACCGCUGAAAUCGAGGGCGACGAAGGGGAAGUCGUCACCAUUGAUAGUCCCGUCAUGCCCCAACAAGACAUUGUUGCCCUUUUGCAAGAAGCAACCCCUUUACCGCAAGACCUCUGCCACAAUCUGCAGAGUGACCCACGCAAAACCUCUCUUUUUCAAUUCAUCUCAUCGUUUAUGGGUGUGUGGGAGGAAACUCCGGGUUCUUCCACAAUUAGCGAUAGACACGUCAAAGAAUUGUUGCAAGAGUAUCAACAGAAAAACGAUGACGUGAAUUUAAUGAGUCCAGACACUGGAGGAGCGUCGGCACAAAUCACUGAUAACGUUUACGAAAAAUACGAAAAAAGCAAUCCGGCUCAUGGCGAUAAAAUGUUUCACCAUUUUCUCUCAAAGAUACAAAUGAACCCAAGUCAAAUUUUGAGAUAUAACAGAGAUAGUUCUCCACUUCUCUUGUACCCUUUACAAGGGUUUCAGUCAAUGUGUAAUUAUUGUAAAGGCGAUUUAGUUUUCGAAUUUCAAGUUUUACCAACGAUUAUUCCAAAAUUAAAAUUGGUAGGCGAUGCCAAACAUUGUUCAAGACUGGAAUUUGGAAGUGUCUUAGUAUUUACAUGCCGCAAGAGUUGCUGGUCAACCGAUACGAAUACGAGAUACGAGACUGUCAUUGUACAAUCAGAAGUUUAUUGAAUAUUAUGCAAUAUCGCGGCUAAAAAAUUCCACCAUUGCUUGCCAUUGUUUUAUUGUUGUGACUUCGUGUUUAUUACAUCACACAAAGCGAUAAUAUGUUAUGUCUGUUACAACUAAUUAGGGCAGGUCAUAUUUUUCUUCCAAGAUACGGAAAGUAUAAUGUAGGUACUUACAAUUAUUGUAGUCUCAGGAAUUGUGCAAUUUGCAACAGUUUUGCGCCUCAUAAAAACACUACAGUAGAUGGUACGGUAGUUUUAAUGCAAUUAAAUAUUUUCUUUGAGUUAAUGAAACUUACUAAUUGUUCUUAUGGUGGAUAUAAAUGGACUGUAAAAAUCAAUCAUUUUUUAUAAUUUAUUCAUAUUGGCAUUUAAAAUAAAUAAAAACUAAACAAUAAAUUCAUUACACAAUUCUUAAAAUCAUAUUAAGUACGUAAUUCCUGCACUAGAACACAAUAUCAUAAUACAUUAUCAUCACUUUUUUAAUGACUAUCUGUAGAAAUUGAAAUAUUUUCUUAGUACCUAAUAAAAUUUGUUCGCAUAAAUUUAAGUGAUAUAACCACAAUAAAGCGUUAAGAGUA
This is a messenger RNA of Tribolium madens (black flour beetle), 1939 nucleotides long. RefSeq names its product programmed cell death protein 2-like (gene trus). Gene Ontology annotation, cellular component: cytoplasm. The record is from RefSeq and is a predicted model, not a curated record. The transcript has 5 exons. Lineage: Eukaryota; Metazoa; Arthropoda; Insecta; Coleoptera; Tenebrionidae. Bases 100 to 1362 code for a protein of 420 amino acids.